Serpula lacrymans var. lacrymans S7.9 is the source of this 2166-nucleotide messenger RNA. RefSeq lists its product as uncharacterized. NCBI's taxonomy places the organism in Eukaryota, Fungi, Basidiomycota, Agaricomycetes, Boletales, Serpulaceae. The transcript is spliced from 5 exons. The record is from RefSeq and is a predicted model, not a curated record. The coding region runs from base 1 to 2166 and encodes 721 amino acids.
AUGGCACUCCCUGAACACCUUGAUGAUGAAGAAAGGCAAGUUCUUUCCUUGUUCAACAUAGCCCAUCGGCACCCCACGGACGUUGAUUCCUCGCCAUCUUCCCCUUCAUCACCCUCGGACACUCUCAACUACUUAUUCGCCAAUCGCCAGACAAGAUCCACAAAACAUCGUUUGCGCUCCAAUGCGGACGAGUCUACUAGCCGCCUCCUUACACGCCUCCUUGCUCGCGACGAUGAUAUACGCGCGGCCAACGCACUUAUCACCGCCACCAACGAGCGCCUUACGAACGAAACUGCUCGUGCAGAUACAGCAGAACACCGCGCUCUCGAGUACUUCACUCGUCUUCGAUCUGCCAACGAGGCUCGCGAGCGUGCAGAGCAGGACGUAAACCGCCUCAAGGAAGAGUUGAGACUGUAUAGUGUUCAGCUCGAGAAUGCGCAAAAAGAAAUAUUUCGUGCCCAAGAUAUCAUCGCCCAGGUAGCUGCACAAAAGAGCGAAGCAGAGGCAGAUGCUGCACGUGCUCGAACUACUGCAAGAAAACUGCAAGAGGAGAAGCUUGUUAUGCAGGCGCGCGACGAAGGAAGGAAGGAGGGGUAUAAAGAGGGAUGGUCAAGAGGUCGCCGACUAGGAUACGUUGAAGGUAGAGAAAUCGAAUUUGUGGACAGUGAGCGUCAUCGAUCUCGACAACGAUACGUUGUUCAAGAAGAAGAUGACGGCGACGACGAGGAGCCAUUCGACGAGGUCAGGGUCAGGCCAGCUGAACGCCCUCAGUCUGCAGCUGCGAACCGACGUCAAUCAAGCCAGGUCCCACUGGUCAAUCGCCCAGGGUCUGCUCCUCCGGUGCGUAAUUAUGAUACAGCGCCACAUGCAGCCAAUAUACCAGUUCGAACCGUUGUGACGCCCAGGCCACUCCCAUCCCCUUCCCAUGAGCCGCUACCUCUGCCCAUACCUGCUCAUUCUCGAAGCCCAGAAACGAUUCAUCCCAUCCCUAUCCGACUAAGCCCGUCUCCUACCUUCCGCCCGACUUCAGUUCCUCCAGAUGGAUGGAUCCCUCGCGCUGACUCUCGCACGAGUCGUAUCGCUAUGCCUUCUCCCCAUGAGUUGAUACAGCCUGUAGAAAGUGCACUGUUCGGAUCUUCGGAAACGAGUGACAAUGAUCACCCACCUGUGCGUACGCAUGAUUAUGCAUACCCAUCGCAACGUUCGCGUGCCAUAUCUGCAUCAUCACGUUCAUCAACGAGGAUAUCGCAAUAUGACCUCGUCAGUGCUCCGACAGGGAGAGACGAUGAUACACUGACAUCACGUAGCAGCAGCGUCAAUUCCGUCAACUUCGUACCCGUACGUACAUGGACUGGGAGCCAUCCACAACUCACACCCGUGAUGGAGGAACAACGACAGAGGAGCGAAACGGAGAGUAUAGCGGAGCACUGGCGCGCGGAGAACUCUGAGUCUUCUACCUCAAGGCUCACGCGUCCACCUUCUCGACCACCACUACGAAGGCCGAGGGAAGUCAUAAUGCCUGCAUCACUAGCUAAUGAUGCAAGCAGGCAAACCCGUACUGAAACCCCUCCAGCAGCCGCUCCUAAUAGAGCUCGUUCACCUUUAGAUUAUCUGUUUAGACAUCGUUUUCGACAGCGCACAUCUAGCUCAAGCAUUCCCCAAAUCGUUGUCGAGUCUCCGUCUGAAUCUCAGUCUAAUGGUUCAGAAACUGCAGUCACACAUCCUGAACUCCUCAGUCCUGAUGCUGCCAGCAGAUCAGUCCAACUUCCAAGCGAAGACCUUUCGCAUUCUAACCAGUCUCAUCAAACUAGUCAUACAUCCCAUCAAGCUCAGCCCGCAGAUUCUGGGUCGAGUUCCUCACCUACUCCUUCCUAUUGGCCAGCGGGAUUUAUCCCUCUUUCUGGUCCUCCACCUUCACCUCCAACUCAGAGCGAACAGAGGCGUCCUGCCAGUAGGGCGGCUUCGAGAGGGGCUUACGACAUUGCCCCCGUUCCGUCUGGCGUGUUAUAUCCUGAACCGCCUUCACGCCCACAAACGUCAUCUGAAAAUCGACCUUAUCCGAGUCAUCGCGACGCUGGACUGACCCGUUUGGGGUACGACGAUAGGUCUUUGUCGCCUGCUCCUCUACAGCGCCCAAUCUCUAUCUUUAAUGACCCCUUGAAGUAG